UUGGCACCGGAGGGGGCUGGUGGAUUGAGUGAGUGAGGGGGGGACGGGACCGACGGUACCCGGACCCCGCCGGGAGCGAUGCCUCCCCCGCGGCCGGGGGGCAGCCUCCGCCGCUGGCCCCCGCGGGUGCGCGGAGCGGUGCCCGGUGCCGAGGAACCGGGCGGAGACGGCGGCGGCGGAGGAGAGGAGGGGGGACGACGGCGAUGUCCUCGCUGGUGAAGGAGGAGCUGGCCAAGAGGCUGUUCGGCCCCCGGCGGCUGAGACUGCAGGAGUUCAUCGAGGUGGAGGAAGGCUCGGGGUCCCAGCGCUGCUACCUGUGCGCCGCAGUGACUAAAAGUGAAGAAGUAGAAAUAUGUAUGGUUAAGCACUUGCGAGUGGAUCGAGAGGAGAAAUAUGAAAUAGUUGAAAAGUGGUUUUUGAAAGAUCUGGAGAUGAUUGAUGGAAAAGAAGCAGAUACGGAUAAUCCAUAUUUUGAUAUGCACUUCCACAAAGUCUACAAUCUGGAAGCAUAUAGUUGUGCAUCUAAAUAUACCUUUGCUCGAACGCUAAACAAACUGAAUGAAAUGUACCUUAAGAAGGACUUGAAGAUUGUGAACUUUGAUGACACCUACCUAAAUGAUAACUCAAUCUGGUCAUCCAACAACAGGGACUGCUUAGUACUGAUGAGGAUAUGCUUCUACGCCUCCAACCUCUUAUGUCUCUCCCUUUGUCCUCUGUCCUAAAGAUGCAUUUUCUAACGUUAAGGUUGACUGGUCCACUGACCAGCAUUUCAUAAACCAUCUGAUCAAAAAGAUAGUAAGUAAUAUGCAGUAUCUGCUUUUUAAUUUUACAUAGAAGUAAAGAAUGGAACAUACUUUUUCCAUACACAAUUGACCAUUCACUUAUAUAUAUUAGGAGAGCCUCACUCUGGCAAAUACUUACAAAUGUGUGAGACUUUCAACAUAGGACCGGUAAUUCUCAUGGUCAGUGGAGACUCCUUGUUCUGGAGGUAUAAAUUAUCUUUCAUUAAUAGCUAGAAAUAUUUUUAAAGCAUUAAGAGCAUUAACAGUUAAUUUAUAUCCUGGAAGUAGAAAAAAGAAAGCAACCAAAUGAGUUCUGUAUGAGAAUGAUGCACAUUUCCAUUUUCAAAUGUGUUGAAAUAUAGAACUCCAUUAAAGACAUCACACCUACAUCAAUGCAAGAAUCAAACCUUGUCCUGGUGAAUCAGAGAUUGGCAUUCAGGUACCACAGGAACAACUUUUCACCUAUGCAGCUACAUUAUUUUUCCCUGAGAACAUUUAGUACUCCCUUUGACCUUCCAAUUAUUUGUGGUACUGUCUUAGAAACAGAAAAUUAAUAUUUUUCAGCAGAAUUGCUUUGUUUGUCAGACUGCUCAAAAUGUUUUGGUUUUUUCAUUUGUUUGGUUGGUUUUAUAUCAUUAAUAUCUUCCUUCUUGCACUUUAUUGCUUACGUACAUGAGCAGGCCCAGUCAGAGAACAGAUUCUUUUUUUUUUUAUUUAUGUCUCUUCUCUACCUCUGGACUAAGAGUUAACAAAAUACUAUGUCAACAGUAGUUGUUGGUGACUACGAUUACUUUUUAGGCAAGUGAUAGACUUCAAAAUUCAUAGAAUUACCAGAGUAAUUUUCACCAGUUUCUAGCUAUGGGUUAGUAUAUUCAGUGCACUACUUAAAUACUUAUUAGCGCUUAGAGUUACUUUGAACCUGGGGUGGAGUCUACUGAGUGGUUUGGAAGAUCUCACCUGUAACAAAAAAUGAAAAAUAAAAACUUGUGAAAGCAUUCUGUUACAGUAGAAAGAGAGGAUGAAUUAAAGUGUUGAGCAAGAGCUGAAGAGGAACAACGUUGACAAGAAGAAACCCAGUGAUACUGCCCAGUGUCGGUCAGCUAAGCUUAACUGGCUGUUCUUCCCAGAGUCAAUAAAGAAAUGCCAACCCAAAAGGUCAUUCAGGGAAGCUCCUGGUCAGAACGUCCUGCAGGAGAAGACCUCCUUUUUCUUUAGGCAGCCAAGGUUGUACAGGGAGAGGAGCUGUGGACCAAACCAGCUGCAUACCUAAAGCUGACUGAUAAAUUUUCCCUUGGAAAUCACAGGCUGGUUCCUGUCCUCUCUCAGAACCUGCCAGCUGUGAAAUGGAAGACACAAGGGCACUGUGACUCGCACUUCACUAUGGUCUUUCUUAUGGACUCUCCCCUUUGAAAACAUUUGUGUAAAUGUGCUUUGGGUUCAAAAUCGAAAUAACAUCAAAUAAGGGAGAAUAUCUUUGAAAAACUGUAUAAAAUGUACAGCUUUCUACUUUACUUUUUAAAUCUUGUCCUGCUGCUUGUAUAUAGGAAAGGCCAUACCUUUGAUUAUCUAAUCUGCAGAAGUUAUCUAUUUAUUCUAGGUAUAUGUUGUAAAUUAUGCUCAUUCUAACCCAAAUCUUAAUAGCUAUGUAAACCUCGACAGUCCUGAAGGCAGUUUAUGUGGGCAACACAAAUCAUCUGGAAUUUGUAAGGACUUAAGUCUUAUACUUGCCAGCUAAAUACCAUUAAAGAGAAGGACUGUAUCUAUAGUAGUCAUUUAUGAAAUGCAGUUGUUCUUUUCAGAAUGUAUUUGGGAUAAUCCAGUGCAAGUAUCUGUGUCGUAGCCUUUGAUCCAUAGCCACAAGAAGUAUUUGCCCAACACGCAGAUUCCAGAAAACCAUCUUCAAUAGCAAGUAUAAUUCAGAUUACUGUUACCUAUGACACAUUGUCCUGUUUUAACUGUGUAUUAAUUGCAGAUGUCACAAUGCUUUCUGUAAUGUUUACAAAUUCUUUGCUUAAUAGACACAAGAAAAUAUUUUCUGGGUGGAAAAGCUCAUAUCAUUCAUCUUGUAAUUGUAAUAAAAAACAUAGACCCUCUAAUAAUAAGAACUUCAGAGCAUUCCUUUGAAAUAAAGUACAGAUAUAGUGAAUUCCUGACCAACAAUUGUAUCAUGUUAGAAACUAAUAAACUAAAAAUGAUUAUAAUGUUUAACCAUAUUUAAUAGGCUUGCAUCAGUAGUUUAUACCUUUCUAUUCUUGUACUGUAUAAACAUUAAACUGACUAUAUUAGAAGACAAA
Molecule: messenger RNA, 3076 nt
Organism: Calidris pugnax (ruff)
Lineage: Eukaryota; Metazoa; Chordata; Aves; Charadriiformes; Scolopacidae
Product: exocyst complex component 1-like
Exons: 3
Coding region: 204-722 (172 amino acids)
Source: RefSeq, a predicted model, not a curated record